AGGGAAGGGUAUUUUGGGUAUAGAGAUGACUAUAAAUACGUGCGGUGAUAUUGUGUAUUCCCUGGUGUAAUCCAAACAGGGAAGAGCGAGGAAGACGAGAUUGUGUGUCUAUCGUCAAGAGGAAGAAGAGGGAGUAAUCGGAGGAGUGAAGGACCGGCGUUUGGCAACGUUGAAAGGUCCGGCGAUCGGAUGGUUAAAAAAUCUUCAAUUGAUUUGUGUACAAAUGAGGAUUUGACUAGCAACCAAGAAGAACGAGGUGAAGAAGAAGGAUUGAAUCUCGGUGGUUCUUUUGUUGCCUUCUUUUCCCGUUUGAUUUGAAGAUUUGUGCGACGGAGAUAGGUUACUGUGAUUCAAGUCUCGUCAGAGGUUUGGUCGAAUUUAUAAUCGCGUGCGAUUAUGAUUUAAAACAAAAACAGGUAUUGAAAAACCCUAGUUAUUCAUUUCUACGAUUUCUUUGUGGUUAACUUUCCCUCGAGCAUAGGAGAUUAUCUGCUUCGAUAUCUACGAUUCGCUUCGGAUUUGUUUGACAUUUAUUGUCGGCUACAAAAGAUUGAAAAUCCUCCAGGACUGAGCAGGAUCUACUUUAGACGAGCACAACUGAAGGAUUGGAGUUUUUCAAGGGCCGUACUGGUUCAUCGGAUGUGCUUUCUGGCUGACAUUCUCAUAUGUUAGUUUUAGAAACAAGCUAAAUUUCGAGACAUAUCACCGUUUCUUGUGAUUGUCAACACUAUAUGAAGCGUGAGAACAGCUCUGUUUUUUGGAGUUUUGACUUGAAAUAUUUUAUGCAAUUUUGCUCUGCUUCUUGUGUGACUUUAUAUGCGGGCAAAGGCAGUUGAGGCCUGGCGGCUACUUAACUACGACUGAAAUUGAAUGGUUGGAUUUUAGGGAAUCACUCUCGAUUUGCAGGAGCAAAAUGGUGACUGAGAAAGGUGUUGAUUUGUCUUCUAAACUUGUUACUUUUCAAUCGGGACAUGAUAUCUCAUGUUUGUUUGAUUGUGUCGACAUGCUCUGCAAUGUAAGGAGCCGCAUAUACUUUUGUGCUGAAGAUUAUAAGCAGUUGAAAUUUUGUUCUAGAACAGAGGAAGGCAGGGGGAUGCUUAGUUACUUAGGUCCUUUUUGGCCUUGGCUCCUUUUAUUCCAAUAGGAAAAUCUCUACUGGAUUCCAGAUUAGGGGAGUUAUCAUUUCCUUCAUUAAUGGGUUUGAAGUUGUGGAUGUGCUUCGGCAGCCUUUGGUUACAUGACAGAGGAGAAUGGGAUUUAGUGAUAUAGCAGCUAGUCAAAAUGCCGAAAGCAACCUUUAGAUAGAAUCACAUGUUCAGUAACUGGGUGGUGUCUUUACGUGCUUUGAAUUGUGAACCCAUCCUAGUUUCUUUAUGUUUUAUUGUUCUUAAUUAUGUGGUUGCGAAGAAGCCUGGUUCCAAGUGUAAGGAACCCAGUAUGUUCAAUGCGACAUUCACAAUUGGUGGAGCAUUUGCUGGCCUUCAAAACUAGUUAACAUGAUCUGCCUUAAGGUGAAAAAAAUAAGGUGGCAACCAAAGGCUAAUGUUCCUGUGAUAUGUUCAGAUUUCUGGUGACGAUUGUGGAACUGAUUUAGCAGUUUGAUGAGCACAGUUGGUGUAGAACAUGCAAAAUCUAUAAACCCUCAGUUGAAUUGAAAGAUGGUGACCAAGGAAAACAGGAGUAUGACAAGGCGCACCCGGAAACAAAUAAGUGGAAGCACAAUUGGGAUAAUGAUGGCAACUAAUACCUGUGCAAGAGGGCUUAAGGGAGCAGCAGUUUCUGAACCUGAGAAGGUUGGUGUUGUUGUUCGUGGAUGGCACUUCACAUACAAAGUAGAGCAAUUACCAAUAAAGAAAUGAAGAUUUGUAAUUCGAUCUCCAUCAGCACCACCACUACAGAAUCUUCCUGCGCAUACUGAAAUUCCUGAAGAUUUUGUUGUACCUAUUCAACAGGCUUCAGGCUGACCUUGUUGGAACUUAAACUUUAUGAGAAAGCCAUUGAGAACUGACAUUCUUACAACUCAGAAAUUUGAUGGUAUUGGAGAUUUAUCUGGUAUUGAGAUGCUUGCAACUAUGGUUUGUGAUAGUGGUGUGGUUGAUGAUAUUGACCAUGCAGUGGGGAAUGACUUGGCCGAAGAAUCAACAGAACAAGAACAUAACUCAUCAGCUUGUUCUAUUCCUGUGGAAGAAAAUAAUACAUCUGUAGAGGCAGCUUUUGUCUCUCCUAAGGAUAUAGUGUGCGAAUAUCAUGUGGAAAAUUCAGCUUUUCAGGAUAGUUCUGUUGCCCUCUCACAUAAACUUUCUGCUGGUCAGGAUGAUAUAAAGGUUGAAAAGUUUGGGUCCCCAAGAGAUGACAGGUCCCAUUGGGAUUUAAAUCUGUCAGUGGAUGCCUGGAAGCUGGCUUCUGCUGUUGGCCACGAUGAUUGCCAAACGGUCGUAAAACCUUUCUCUGCAAACAGGAAUGGAGCACUGCAGGUUCUGCAAGAUUGCAAAGUCCAGGAAGCUCACGAUCAUAACCAUAUCAAGUUUGGAAAAUUUGCUUUAUCUGGUGUACCAAGGAAUAUAUAUCCAUUUUGCGAGAGUUAAAAGACUUGCCUGUUCAGCCUAAUGGUUUUGACAGAGAGAAACAUAAAUUUGAUGAAUGUGCUGAUGUUUCCAUGAAUCAUGACGAAUGUUUUCCAACACCAGUAGGUAAUUCUGAGGAGCCUUCUAUCUCAUCUGUUACUGAUGCUGGUGGAUCGACACAGGUCGUAGGCAUGGAUCCAUGCGUUGAUUCGUAGUCAUGCCUAAAUGUCGGAAGCAACGAAUUAUAUGAGGCAACCAAAUGUUCUUCAUUUAUCAGAGCUAAUUUGAAUGAGAGGGCUGAAGAUGACAGACUCUUACGUAUAGAAAAUGUUCAGGUGGAUGAAUCCGAUGUUGCGUCUCCAUUUGUGCCGGUUUUGGAGAAGGUUACGUGUGAUGAGACUGGUAGUGAAAUAGAUCUGGGUUCUUCAUCCAAGUGUGAAAAUGCAUUGACCUAUGUGGAUGAACAUUGUCUGGUAAAUCUGGAUACAAGUGGACAAGCCGAUGUAUCUUUGUCAGUUCCUCAUAUUGAAACUGAUCUUCCUGGAUGUGACGUGUCUGAAAAGUUGAUGCAGGACGUGUCCUCAUAUUGAAUAUAUGUCUCAAUAAGUCUGUAAAACAUAUCAUAAUGAUCAAACCAGCGGCUUAAGUAAGAUGGCUACAGAAGAUCAGUCUGCUGACUGCUCUGACUCUGAUGUUUCAAAAAAUAAUAAGUAUCAUUUGGUUUUUCAGCCUACCCAGAGAUGUAAGUUAUACCAUUUUGACAAUUUUAAUUUGAACUAGUUUUUAUAACACUGAUGAUGUUUAAAUUAGAACUCAAAUUAAUUAAAAAUUUGACUUAAUAAAUUGUAAUUAGUAUUGGUUUUAAAUAAAUUAAUUAAUGAACACUUACUCUUAAACACAUAAUCUAUAUACCCACCUCAUAUAGUGUUUAAUGUGUUAUAAUGUUAAGAUGGUAAAGUAAAUAUCGCAUAACAGAGUUUAUUUAUGAUAUGCAAAAAUUUAACUUUAGAACUUUACAAUUUUGAUAUUAUAUUUAUAUUUAAAUAUUAAAAGAAAAGCAAGGGUAUAAAAGUAAAUUUGCAAAAGUGACCGUUGUGCUGCCCCGUUGGGCAUAAAAGGGGGAGCCUAAUCUUUGUAAACCGAUUUCGAAAACAAUCAGCGAAAGAAACGUUGCUAACAAAACUGUAGAGAGAAAACAGAGAGCUGUGAAGAUCGUAGUCGAGAAAUUCAACUCCAAAGAGCGAGAAAGUUCCUUUACAGAGCCCGGAAGGAUCUGUUCGUCGAAACACCGCGAAUAGUUUCUUCUAGUUGCAGAAGAGCAACUUGAAUUUCUACCCACAAAAAACCAAUGGCUUCACAGGCUGGUGGUUUGGUUCAAGAUCAGAAUUUUGCUCACACCAGUGGCACUGGGCCUUCUGUUGGGAGCAAGACAAACGUUUCAAAAGCAGUGAGGAAAGGGGGACUUGGUGGGAGGAAACCUCUUGGUGAUUUAUCAAACUCGCUGAAGCCUAAAACCCAGAAUCCCAAUAUUUUCUCCUCAAUUGAGAAAGAGCUUGCUGUCAAGAAGAUCACAAAUGAUGCUAGUAAGAAGGGAAGUAAGAAAAUCACAAAUGAUAAUGAAAAACUCCAGAUUGGUAACAGGAAAGCGCUUUUGGACAUCUCGAAUUCUGGAAAGCCAGAGCUGCAUAAAGGAUCAAAGAAGAGCAGCAAGACAAAGCUGAGUGUCUUUGCAGAGGAGACAAUUCAUGAUGGUGCCGUCACUGAGGAAAGAUUUCUGCACAACCAUCAAGAGUGCAUCAAAGCACAGAGACGAGCUAUGGACAUGGAUCAAUUUCUCAACACUGUUGGACUUGAUAGUGGUUUGCCACGUAGGUCCCCAUCUCCACGGUCAUCUCCAGUGUUCAACAAAACGAAGCCUGAGAGUUCCUGGAAGACCUCGGAAAUGGACGAGAUGGCUGAGCAUCGGUUGAUAGAUGAUCCAUCUCAUAGUAACCUCCAUCUCUCACCCCCUUGUAAAACCCCGGGACUAAUAAAUCAUGAUCAUGGCUGGAAGGAUGAUGAGUUUGUUAACUUUGAGUUGAUGGACACACCAGCAUUUCCCAAGCACUGAGUUCUAUCCCGCUAGCCCCAUAGCUGGUAUAAGAUUGUAAACUUGCAAUCAUGUGAAGCCUGUUCUUUUGCUGCCCCGGAUUCGGUUUGAGUUGAUGCUUUUUUUUUUUUUCUGGGUGAUGACAGUUCUUGGGUAAUUUUCUUUUUGGUAUUCAACAGCUUUCUGAGCUUUUAAAGCCCGUGUUGAAAUUCUAUUACAUUUGGAUACCGGUUGAUUGGAGUCUUUUAGUUAGUCCUGUCUCUUAUUUGGCUGUUCUUGCUGUUUGAUUUUUAGCCGGUUAGGUUGUAAAGAUGGAAAUUUGUAUUUGAAUGGAAUAGACUUCUUUGGGAUCA
Carica papaya (papaya) is the source of this 5006-nucleotide messenger RNA. RefSeq lists its product as uncharacterized. The record is from RefSeq and is a predicted model, not a curated record. Gene Ontology annotation, biological process: regulation of mitotic cell cycle. NCBI's taxonomy places the organism in Eukaryota, Viridiplantae, Streptophyta, Magnoliopsida, Brassicales, Caricaceae.